AUGAGUGUCGACAAUCACCGCGUUGAACGUGAUACCUUUGGUGAACUACAAGUCCCUGCAGAUCGCUAUUGGGGUGCCCAGACACAAAGGUCUCUUCAGAACUUUGAUAUUGGAGGACCUGGUGAACGAAUGCCUGCGCCAUUGAUACAAGCUUUUGGUAUACUUAAGAAGGCUGCUGCCACCGUCAACAUGACCUAUGGUUUGGACCCAGAGAUUGGCGAAGCUAUCCAAAAAGCUGCUGAUGAGGUGAUCAGUGGUAAGUUGAUGGAUCACUUUCCACUCGUUGUGUGGCAAACAGGUUCGGGAACCCAAACAAAUAUGAAUGUGAAUGAAGUCAUCUCAAACCGUGCUAUUGAGUUGUUGGGUGGUGAACUCGGCAGCAAGAAGCCUGUCCAUCCAAAUGAUCACGUCAACAUGAGCCAGUCAUCCAAUGAUACAUUUCCGACUGCCAUGCACAUUGCUGCUGUCAUGGAGAUCAGCAAUCGGUUGCUACCCGCUUUGACGUCUUUACGUUUUGCUUUGCAGGCCAAAUCCGAAGAGUUUAGCCACAUUAUAAAGAUUGGACGCACCCAUCUUCAAGAUGCUACUCCCCUUACACUUGGCCAAGAGUUUUCAGGAUACGUUCAACAACUCACAUACGCCAUUCAACGUGUCGAAAGUGCACUUCCUCGACUAUACAAUCUCGCUAUUGGUGGCAGUGCUGUUGGUACAGGGUUGAAUACAAGAAAAGAAUAUGAUGUCAAGGUUGCAGCUGCCAUUGCAGAUAUCACUGGGCUUCCUUUCCAAACAGCUCCCAACAAGUUUGAAGGAUUGGCUACCCAUGACGCUGUUGUCGAAGCACAUGGCCAACUGAAUACUGUAGCUGUCUCGCUUCACAAAAUUGCCAAUGACAUCCGUUUCCUUGGUUCGGGUCCUCGAUGUGGACUUGGUGAACUUGCUCUUCCUGAAAAUGAACCUGGAUCAUCCAUCAUGCCUGGCAAGGUCAACCCUACCCAAUGCGAAGCUAUGACGAUGGUGUGUGCGCAAGUCAUGGGCAACCAAACUGCUGUCAGCUUUGCAGGAGCAAAUGGUCAAUUUGAAUUGAACGUUUUUAAGCCUGUGAUGAUCAAGAACCUAUUACAAUCGGUGCGUUUGCUUGGAGAUGCUUGCAAUUCUUUCACCAAGAACUGUGUCGUGGGAAUCCGAGCCAACGAGGAUAAGAUCAAGAGUAUUAUGAAUGAGUCUUUGAUGUUGGUCACAGCUCUCAAUCCCCAUAUCGGUUAUGAUAAUGCAGCCAAGUGUGCAAAGAAAGCCCAUAAGGAAGGUACGACUUUGAAGGAAGCAGCGAUCACUCUCGGUGUCCUUUCUGAAGAACAAUUCAACGAUUGGGUGCGUCCUGAUCAAAUGCUUGGACCAACAUAA
Messenger RNA from Lichtheimia ornata, 1401 nucleotides. Its product is annotated as fumarate hydratase, mitochondrial. Gene Ontology annotation, biological process: fumarate metabolic process; malate metabolic process; tricarboxylic acid cycle. Bases 1 to 1401 code for a protein of 466 amino acids. Gene Ontology annotation, cellular component: tricarboxylic acid cycle heteromeric enzyme complex; mitochondrion. Lineage: Eukaryota; Fungi; Mucoromycota; Mucoromycetes; Mucorales; Lichtheimiaceae. Gene Ontology annotation, molecular function: fumarate hydratase activity. The record is from RefSeq and is a predicted model, not a curated record. The transcript has 9 exons.